This is a messenger RNA of Truncatella angustata, 1287 nucleotides long. RefSeq lists its product as uncharacterized. The coding region runs from base 1 to 1287 and encodes 428 amino acids. The record is from RefSeq and is a predicted model, not a curated record. The transcript is spliced from 4 exons. NCBI's taxonomy places the organism in Eukaryota, Fungi, Ascomycota, Sordariomycetes, Amphisphaeriales, Sporocadaceae.
AUGAGUACCAGAGCCCUCGCCCUUCACAGAUACAUCUCACAGGAUGGAUUCAUCUUUCCUGAUGGCCCCAUGGCCCAUCGUCUCGUGCUGAAGCAAUUGCAUGCUUCCUGGGCUAAGCACUUGGAGCAAUACGAGAAUGUCGAUGCCAAAAUUGCCCAACUAUUUCAAGUCAUGCACGAUAACCGUCACAAGUACACCAGUGACCCGGAGUGUUUUUGGCAAACCGUCAAACAGCAAGUUCCAUGGGCUCUCCUCUUGGGCUUGAGCGAUAUAACAGAUAUCGCUGAAGCCCUGGUCUUGGCCCGUCGCAAUUAUAUUGAUAAGCUCGAAGAUGAUGGGGAGAUUGUUGAGGAACCCAAGGCGCUGCCUAAACUGGUUCACUCAUGGAUCCAUUGGCAUGAUAAGGUUCGUCAGGAAUCGAGGAGUGUUUCUACCGCCCUAUCGUUCGCACCUCGCCGCCGCGUUCGCUCAGGAAGCUUGUCCUCGGGACGAUUAUCCUCGGGACGAUUAUCCUUGGGGCGAUUAUCCUCGGGGCGAUUAUCCUCGGGGCGAUUAGUCUCGGGACGAGUAUCCUCGGGAAGAUUGUCCCCAGAAUGGAUGUUCAACUUAUCUAACAAACCUCUGUCUUCUGAGGAAGAUGAAGAUAGCGACGAUGGCGUACCGCUAAUCGCCAGUGGCCACGACAAUUCUGCUGCUGGCGACAACAAAAUAGAUAGGGAGGCGGCUAAAGCACAUGCCGAUGACACGAAUGAACUCACUCAAAAGACAUCGUCGCAAACCACGCCAUCAAAUGUCGAAAGUAUCACAACAUAUUACCCUGCGCAACGCGCUAGGUCCAACAGCCAUGUCCUCAUCAGCGAGACGGGCCAACCAUUACCAUCAAGUACUCGACUAGCCAGACUCAUUACUCAAACUCCGAGCGACAUCAUGGAGUCAAUUGAGUCCCUGACUGACCCUGGCACGCACAAGCACUACGCCAGUGCUGAUUCUCUCAGGCUUUACGACCGUGCAGAAUCUGCCCGACGACGGAAAGCUUUGCCGAAUUAUUUUACAGGUCCUAUUUAUAAGAACACCGCCGCGAGGCCUUCCAAAUUCCGACGGAUUGCUCCCAAACAUGCACCAAACCCAGCCGCUCCUGCCCAGCCAAGAAGAGCUAUCACUCGUAGCGCAGCAAACAGUAUCUCAGCAGCCCUUUCCGAGGUUGCCAGUGCUCCUAUCAAUAGCGGUGAAAAGAGCCAGCCAUCGAAUAAAACUAAGACCCAAAAGACAACUAUCACCCAAAAAUAG